Messenger RNA from Plasmodium inui San Antonio 1, 7863 nucleotides. RefSeq lists its product as hypothetical. Gene Ontology annotation, biological process: mRNA splicing, via spliceosome. Gene Ontology annotation, cellular component: U2 snRNP; nucleus. The record is from RefSeq and is a predicted model, not a curated record. Gene Ontology annotation, molecular function: protein binding; U2 snRNA binding. The transcript has 10 exons. Lineage: Eukaryota; Apicomplexa; Aconoidasida; Haemosporida; Plasmodiidae. The coding region runs from base 1 to 7863 and encodes 2620 amino acids.
AUGCAUUCAAGUGCGCCGGAUGGACGUACGGAGGACAUGAAAAGGGGGCUCGACAACGUGGGCCUGUACAACUUUUACAACAACAUCAUCCCGAGUCAGUCCAUCAGAACGGCGAUCUACACAAACAUAAAAGGAAACAGAAAAAAGUAUUUACUAUACGCUUGCAGCAACUACCUCAACGUGUGUUCAGUAGAUAAGGAUGGCUACACAAGUGACUACAGCAAGCAUGCAGUCUUUGCAGAGAUCCUAGAGUUGAGAGAAUACAUCCCAGAAAAGCUAGCUGAUUCAGAAACAAAGGAAAAUAUAAAAUCGUAUGUUUUUUUACUAACGAGGAAGUACAACUUACUGCUUCUCCAUUUCGAUGUGAAGCUCAACGAUUUUGUAACCAUCUCGCAAGUUAAUUUACACGAAAGAAAUGGCAUGAACAUAGAAGAAGAUAUUACUCUCCUGUUGGACGAUCGCAACAGGACUCUCCUAUUCUAUGGGUACAAAGGUAUCUUAAAGUAUAUACACAUAGACUAUGACGACUAUUUUAAUUUAAGCCACAUCUACACCUUGAGGCUGGAUGAGGGCCUGGUCAUAGACAUCAUUUUUUUGAAGUUCAAACAGGGGAGGGGAAGCAGUGGAGGAAGAAGCGGUGGAGCGGGGGAAGGCAAGGAUCAAAUGAACCCCUUCCAGCUAAGCACCAGCAAGCACAGCACCGACACACAUGACGAGUAUGCAGCUGAGCCAAACCUCACUGCAAAGGGAGACCCCCACCGAAGCACCACCAAAAAGAGGGGUGAUCAUUUCACCACUGACUUAAGAACUGACAUUAAGACCGAAGGGAGAAGCAAUGCCCCGGAUGGAACUAUUAAACAGGAGAGUAGGAGCAAUGUUAUCGAUGGGCAAUACACCACCGUAGAACAAAUCAAGAGACAGUACGCAGAUAAGACGGCGUCCCUUGAUCACGACGUGUCCGUGAACGGAAGUUUCUCGAGAGGCGAAGAAUGGGGCACAUCAAAUCUUGGGUUGAAUAAACGGCUCAGUGAAUGGACAUGCGAAACUGAGAAUCAGACUCAGGAUGGAUCUCCCCAAAUGGACCCCUUUAUGGAUAGUUUUUUUGCGGAUAGCUUUUCGGAUGACAUACAUCGUGGAAAUAACCGAUCGAGAAAAAACAACGAAACGUUUGGAAGUCAUCACAAGGCAAGGAAAAAACAGAAAAGCAAAGUAAGCGCCACGAUCUGUGUCCUGUAUGACGCGAAGAAAAAGGAAUCCACUACCUACGAGAGGUACAUAAGACUGAUCCGUCUAUAUUCUGUAAAUGAUGAGCAGCGUCCCAGCAGUUUAAGUGAAACCAGUACAUCUAUGAACCCACGCGUAAAAAAUGGGUUCAGUGAAUACGGUUAUGUUCAGACUAGUGGUACUUCCUACCCACAAAACAGCGAAGUCAAUUCUACAAGGGAACCCAAGGAUGCAGAGAAGUGUAUCCAUCUCAUGUACUACAAACCCGUAGUAGUCGACUCAAGCAUAAACAAGCUCCUCUGUUUCGCCAGAAAUAAGCUCAUGUUGGUGGGCUUCCAGUUCAUUAGCUAUGUUAACUUAGAAACGGACAAAGACAGGAACUUUUUCCUGAGCUCCGAGUUAAGAACCAUUCGGUGCAUUGAACACUUAAAUAGGAAUAAAUUCAUUUUAUCCGACGAUUAUGGGGACCUCUUUAUUUUAACUUGUCUGUAUGAAUCCAAUCCGUCUUCGCUCAGAAUGAAGAAUGAUUGUAGUAAUGCGGGUAUCUCCCCGGCGGUAGGCCCUUCCAUGUGCUUCGAAAUGGGGGAAAUGCGCGAAGGCAUCCACCAAGGCCACGACGUGAACGACCGCGUGAGGAGGAGCAUCAGCAGUUGCAACAACAGCUACAUCAACAGCUGCAUCAGCUCCAUUACCCUGCAGUUCAUAGGCACCUGCUCCAGGUCCAACGUAAUCGUCUCCCUCUUCCCCGACAUCAUCUUUCUGGGCUCCCAAGUCAGUGACAGCUAUCUGCUGCUCAUGCACAAUUAUCCUGUAUGUGAGUACGAAGACUACAACCCCGUGGAGCCUCCCUCCCUCCCGACCCACAGUGAUUUCGACUAUCUGCUAAGCGACAGACAUGUCGGAGGGGGAGCGGUUGAUCAUAACUUGUAUGAUGAGAAUGGAGGCUCCCUUGGGGGGCAGCUCCCUAGAUGGGAUGCAACGAACGGGGCCGACGAGGCGAAUGGAGCGAACACCCGAUUUUCCCAUCUUGAGGGUAUAUCGCACCACGAAGCCCUUCUCAAGGGUGAUGCGUGCUCGGAGCACACCCUGUUCCCCCAAAGCGCUAACGAAAGUUGCGGAUUCAGCCACAGAUACCAGGGAAAUAUGCUCCCACACCACAGCUACGACGAAAAUGUGAUCCGAAACCGCAGCGAAUACGCGAGCGUAACGUGUCUGGAGAGCGCCGGUCUUAACACAGAAGAGGGAGGCGCACUUGUACACACCAAAAAUCCCAUGAAGGAAAAAAAAAAAAAAAAAAAAAAAUUUUUCAUCGAAAUUUUAUCGGUCAUACAAAACAUGGGACCCAUCCUAGAUUUCUGUGUCGUGAAAAAUAAGAAUGACGAGAAGGAGAUUAUCACUUGCAACAGUUAUGGACGAACCGGAUGUAUAUCGAUCAUUAGGAAUGGGAUGAAAGUAGACAUCAUUUCAAAGCUCAACUUUGGGAAGAUUACCAACAUCUUCGUCGUCAAGUAUGUUAUCCACCUCAGGAAAACUUCCCCCAGGGGGACUCCUGGGGGGGAAGAUCGUCCCGGAGGGGGCACGUUACAGAAGAGACACAUCCACGGGGAUGAGAAGUCACGAGGGGAUAAGAAUGGAUCCCUAAACCCCGAUCAUCUGAACCAGGAGCAGUUUCCACGAAACGGUAUAUUUCACACCCAUAAUGAAGAAAAAGGAAAGAAGAAGCCCCCCCUGAACUUCCAAGCAUUCGCCUACUUAAAUGAAAAAAACAGUGUCGAAAUAAAGGACAUCAAUUUGUGCUUUCUAAAUAAGUAUUACUUCCAGAACGAAAACGAAAUUGAAGUUUUGAAUUAUGCUAAUUUUAUUUAUUUUCACAUCUUCAUCAUUUGUUUGUCUUACGGAUUUCACACCAAGGUCGUCGGCGUGUGUCGGGAGACACCCGGAGAAAGGGCUGACAGGAACAGACGUGGUGUUCCAAAGGGGGCCACUUCAAAUUUCGGGGAACCUCCAUAUCGUCAGAAGAAGUACCACCACUAUGAUGAGGAGGAGGAGGACGAUGAUGAUAAUGAUAAUAAUGGCGAUAACGAUGAUGAUGAUGCCGCACCGUUCAACCACACGAAUGAGUACUUCCCGAAUGAUUACUUCUUUCCCUGUGGAAGACCCUCCAACAAGCAGAACCAAAUCUGCCUCUGUGAAUAUAAAGAUGUUGACGUGGAUCUCAGGAGCAACACUAUACACUUUAAUGUGUUAAAGAAUUUCCCCUAUCUCGUGCAAGUCACCAAUCGGCACAUCAAUCUGCUUUGCUGUUUAUCUCUAAAGAUGGUAUACCAGCUAGAGAAGGACUACAUUUUUAGGUUCUGCGUAUAUAAUGACUACUUCUAUGUUUAUUGUGACAGGGGUAUCGAAAUCUACUCCGUUGAGGAGAAGUACCUUCAGCUUUUACACACCCACGAGGUGAACGAAACGAUUAGCUCCCUCGUGGUUUACAAAAGCUUGAUGGUAUGUGUGCUGAACAGUAGGGAAGUGGUCCUGUUUAAUAUAGACCAUGGGGCCCUGGACCGAAUUAGAAUUGCGGCUCGGAGGUCUCUAGCGGACGGCGCGUCGCUCGAGGAGAAGAAAAAGGGGCAGCAGCAAAAUGAGAAGAAAAACCACGCCCUGAACAAGGCGCUGAACUGCGAUGAGAAGCCGAACGGCAGGGGCAUCUUCGUCAAGGCCAACCUCUACACCCCCUCGCUGGACUACUUCGUCUUCAUAUCAGACGUCCAAGUUCUAGACCUUAACGACAACGUGUACCUCUUUGUUGGGUACAGCAACGGGGUUGUGGAAUAUUUUCUUCUCUGUGCGGAUAGGAGGGGGGUCGAGGUAGCUCAUGUGGAUGAUCAGUCAAGAGGCGGAGGCAAAAAAGGAGGUAAAAAUGGAGCCAGCAAGGGAGCCAAAAGUGGAAGCAAAAAGAGGGGCCAAUCGAAGAACCAUCUCGCCCACUCAGAGGGACCACCACAUAGGCGCCGAACCCACGAUAACCUGUUCCGGCUUCACAAGUCCUACUUGAAAAAAAAAGAGGAAAGCUUACGAUGCAUUUAUCGCGACGAACUCAUUAACAGAGAGGAGAAGCAACCGACGCAGAGUUACAAAAUUAAAAUUACAGACACUAUGCAGAAGCAGAAAAAGGAAAAGAAAUACAAAAGGGAUUUAAUCAGGUACAUGUCCGAAACGCAUUCCAAUGUACUUCCCUACUUCAACAAUGAAAAAAAUGUCUUUACCAAUUUGUCCGACUUACAUAGCCUAUGUGUCAGGGACCAGGAGGAUGAAAUAUUGUUGGAUUAUGAUUUGUUUCACCAUGUCUACCCUGAAUCGGACACUUUUGUCGGCAUGGAGGACAUUCUGCAAUGGCGCCACUCGGGGAAGGUGCUAGCUGAGGAGGCCGACUCAGGUACAGGCGAAUCCACUCGGCGGGGGGGUGGAAACGGCCCCCAACAAGGCGAUGCGCACACGGAGAGGAAGGGCAACUCCAUUGCACAUAGAUCGAACUGUAAAAAAUGGAUAUAUCCCCGUGAGGGCAUCACACAAAAAGAUGACCGGAUCGCACAACAGGAUGAGGACAACCCUCCUGACGACGCGAACCAGUUCACCCAAUACAGCCAGUACGUUAAAUGUCCAGGCGUACCAUCCAGGUUGACGAACAAGCCCUUCAGGAGAAAACUAAAUGGUAAAAGCCAUCACAAAGAAAUGAGUCUCCACCGGAAGAAGGCAAAAUACUAUUUUCAGUUUUUUCAAAUUUAUGGCAUGUCAUCCGAAGAAUCUUCUGAGGAAGACGUGUUGAGCUUUCGCACCUUCGAAAUGUUAGACACGAAAAUGAAGCAGAGGAGGAAGCUACCUCAUGCCAGGGAGACUCCAAACUGUGGAAGCAGUUACUGCGAUGGGAGAAGCAGCAGAAGCAGCAAGUAUAUCUUUCGCGAUGAUGUGCGUAGCUGUCAAGGGGAUACGCGCAACAAUGUGGCAGGCAAGCGGAACCAUCCGGCAGGUAAGCCCACCUCGGGGGAGAGGAAGCGCACCUCCUGGAAGGAGCACAAACCAUUGAGCAAAACUCCAACUCUCCCAAGCGCAUCGUCUGAUUCUAACGCAGAUGGCAACGAUGUGUCCACUUCAGCAGUGAGGAAGGCCAUCGAUUUAAACCACGGAAUGGUUAGCGAUCACUCUGCCUCCGCCUCUACCCACGAUGGAAGAAGGAGAUCUUCGCACGGAGAGGCGAAGCUGAAGGUUCCCAGGAUUUCCACCUCAGUGGACAAAAUGAGUGCGGGUGACCCAGAAAGGAAAGGGACAAAGGAGGAGGGAUGGACGGGGGAUCGCACCUCAGUGACAAGAGAGACGAAGAAGGGAAAGGAUAAACUGCACCCGAGGAAUGCAAAUCUUGGGGGAAGGAAAGUGUGCAAAGAGGAGGAGAGCUCCACUGAUGAGCAGUCUGACUGCCACUCCACUGAUAACGAGUCUGACUGCCGAUUCACAAAUGAGCAGUCUGAUUGCCACUCCACUGAUAUCGAGUCUGACUCUCCCCCCACUGAUGGAAACCAACGUCGCCGUCCCCGCUCGCGCGGCGCGCCCCACAAAACGGACAUAAAUAAUGAAGAGCACCUGCUGGAAGAAAUGAAGAAGAACAAAACGAAAUUAACGAAAAGAGAACUGAAGCAGAUGAAGGAAAAAGAAGAAAUCCUCAGUGACAUCUUCCAAAGGAAAAUAAAAAAACAAUAUAACGAUGUCUACGUCCGAGAAAAACAAAUGGGUUCAGGAAAAUAUAGUGAUGUCGAUGCACAAGUAGAUGCAGAAAUAUCAUCAGAUGCAUCUGUGUGUUUUAAAAAUCUUAACAACAUCCUCUUUGAUGAAAAAAUGUAUCUAAAAAAGUACGUCGUGCAAAGUGAAAAAAUCCUCUUAACCAAGAGGAGAAGAAUUUCCACAUGUACCAAAAGUCCAGUAAGGUUCAAAACUUUUUUAAAAGUUCAGUCGGAAAAAAAUCAAAUUCAUAUGAACAUGAGUAACCUAACGAAGAGAUGCAAUUUCCUCUUCGUCUGCUGUGACAAACCUAUUAUUAUUUACUCGACACUGAAGAAGAAAUUGUCCAUCUCGAAACUCUCCAUUAGGAAUGUACACCUCGUGGACAUGUUUAGCGACUUCAAUUAUCUGAACCCUUUUCAUAACUUUCUGUCAUUUAAAAAAAAAAAUCAGAACAACUGCUACUUCAUCUUUUUCGAUGGAUAUAAAGUGUGCAUUUCGUAUCUAAACGAGAUGAAGAAGACGUUCAUGGAGAGAAUCCCCUUCCAUAGGACCGUUGAGAAAAUUGCCUACCACGAUGAUACGGGUUUGCUAAUCACGGCUUGUCCUGUGGAGGAGAAACACAAGACCAACCAGAUGAUGAAGCAAAUCGUCUGCUUCUUCGACCCCUUCCAGAAUUCGUUCAAGUAUUCCUAUAUCAUUCCCUCCAAGUUUAGCGUCUCCAGCAUAUGCAUUUAUGAAUUGCCGCCGAGCCCUUCCCCAGGCAGAGGUCACUCUAUGGAUGAAAUGAACCAGAUGGAUCGGACCAACCGGGACGACCGGCCUGUCAGCCCCCCCGUUCGCACACUGAUCUGCGUGGGCACCGCCAAUAACAACGAGCGCAUCACGGAGCCCUGCUCCGGCCACAUAUACGUCUUCGUGGCCAAGAAGAAGACCAACCAGUUCGAAAUCAAGCACAUUUACACGUACAAUGUGAACUGCGGCGGGAUUACCCACUUGAAGCAGUUCCGCGACAAGAUCGUCGCGGCGGUGAACAACACGGUCGUCAUCCUCGACAUCGGAAACUUUCUGACCAACUUAGGCAGAUACAUCUACAACUCCAGCAAAGCCAUCAAAAUAGAAAGCAACGAUGCCUUCCUGGAGGUGGCCUCCUUUACGCCGAGCUCCUGGAUUAUGAGUCUGGACGUUGUAAAAAACUACGUCCUCGUCGGGGACAUCAUGACGUCAGUGACCCUCUUGUCUUACGAUUUCGAAAAUGCCAUUCUCGAUGAAGUGUGCAGGGACUACGCGAACAUUUGGUGCACAUCCGUCAGUGCCCUGUCGGAGAACCACUUUCUGGUCUCAGACAUGGAGUCCAACUUCCUCGUCUUGCAAAAGUCAAACAUUAAGUUCAACGACGAAGAGUCUUUCAAGCUAUCGUUGGUUUCACAAUUCAACCACGGGAGCGUCGUCAACAAAAUGUUAUCCACCUCCUUGAGGAACCUGGUCGACGAUGAAGAGCGCCGAAACGAAAUUGUGCAGAAGGAGCGAAGCAUCCUGUGUGCCUCCAGCGAAGGCUCGAUCAGCGGCCUCAUUCCGUUUUCCAACUUCCUACAGUUUAAGAGGGCCUUGUGCAUCGAAAUUGCCAUAAACGACAACAUAUCGUCCCUCGGGAAUUUGAGCCACAGCUCAUACCGAGAGUAUAAAGUCAGCUUGGCCUCCAAAAACUGCAAAGGUGUAGUGGACGGGGAACUCUUUAAGAUGUUCUUUUACCUUCCCUUCGAGCGGCAGCUGAAGACGUACAUUUACGCCAAAUGGAUCGCCAAAAAGUUGAAUUGCAAGCUCGGGAGCUUUGAACACUUCAUUCUUGACAUAGAGAAUCUGUGCGGCCUUUUGUGA